Messenger RNA from Osmerus eperlanus (European smelt), 2535 nucleotides. Its product is annotated as calmodulin-regulated spectrin-associated protein 2-like. Gene Ontology annotation, biological process: negative regulation of microtubule depolymerization; cytoplasmic microtubule organization. The record is from RefSeq and is a predicted model, not a curated record. The transcript has 4 exons. Lineage: Eukaryota; Metazoa; Chordata; Actinopteri; Osmeriformes; Osmeridae. Gene Ontology annotation, molecular function: calmodulin binding; microtubule minus-end binding. Gene Ontology annotation, cellular component: microtubule minus-end. Bases 1 to 675 code for a protein of 224 amino acids.
AUGAACGUGUUGUCUUUAAAAGCGCUAUACAAGUUGAAUGUAUUAUUAUUAUUACACACAUACUUAUCUACCUGUGUGUGUGUGUGUGUGUGUGUGCGUGUGUGUGUGCGUGUGCGUGUGUGUGUGACUGGUGGUUCCAGGCCUGACUCUGCGGAGGGCUUCCUGUCCUCCUGUCCAUCUGGGAGUCGUGAGGAGAAGGACUGGGAGGCUGAGUCCACCACCUCCUCCACCCCCUCCAACAACACGGAGUACACAGGGCCUAAACUUUACAAGGAGCCCAGUGCCAAGUCCAACAAACACAUCAUCCAGAACGCCCUGGCUCACUGCUGCCUGGCGGGCAAGGUCAACGAGGGUCAGAAGAACAAGAUCCUAGAUGAAAUGGAGAAAUCGGAGGCCAACAACUUCCUGAUCCUGUUCCGUGACGCCGGUUGCCAGUUCCGCUCCGUGUACGCCUACUUCCCAGAGACGGAUCACAUGACCAAGCUGGCCGGCAUCGGGCCACGCAGCAUCACCACCAAGAUGGUGGACGGCCUCUACAAGUACAACUCAGACAGGAAGCAGUUCAGCGCCAUCCCGGCCAAGACCAUGUCGGCCAGCGUGGACGCCAUCACCAUGGCGACCCACCUGUGGCAGACCAAGAAACAGAGCGUCCCCAGGAGCCUGCAGACCAAGUAGCCCCGAGACCGUGAGCUGUUUAUCUACGACUUGUUCCAUAAGCAACCUUUUUUUUCUCUCUCUUUCAUCCAGCUAGUCAGCAUCUGUCUGAAUCUGGAACAGUUCGUGGAUUUUUAAUCUUAGUUUUUUACCUUUUUUUUACGCCCUGAGUGAUCAGAAACUGUCGACGUAAUUAUGCACAACUGGAAUGUAGAAGCUGAACUUGUGACGUGCUCCAGGUCCGGAGGGCUGUGGCCCACAUACUGACCCUGACCGCAGGAGACCUGGAGGGGAGUCACCAUGGAGCUGGGCGGUGUGUUCCUCACCACAUGCGUGUUCCUCACUACAUGCGUGUUCCUCACCACAUGCGUGUUCCUCACCACACGCGUGUUCCUCACCACACGCGUGUCCAGUCAUCUUCAGUGCCCAAAAAAAAGAGUGAAAAGGCAGAUGCCUCAGUACCUGCUGGACUAGGUAGGACCUGCUUGUCUUUGGAGACGCUGGUUGCUUUUGUCUUUAAGUCGAUCAUGCGUGGCCUUAUGCUUGUUUAGUGUGUCCAAUGAAAGUGCAGUGAGUGACGAUGUCAUAUUUAAGCGCCAGCCGUGAUGUUGCGUGUGCGUGGAUAGUCUCGUCAUCAAUAAGCCAUAACUUCCUGGGGACUCUUACAGGUCUGGCAGCACAGCAGAUGCUGACUACAGCGCUCGUGAUCAGAGCCUGCUGUGACACCACAACAUCAGAUACGUCUUGUAAUUCGAUGGGGUUUUAGAAUUGCGGGAGGAGAGAGAGAUUGUGGGAGGAGAGAGAGAUUGUGUGGAGAGUCUGAUAGGGAUGAGGUUUGAGUCGCGUGAGAGAGGACAGGAGUGAAGAGAAUACCUCAGAUGAUGUUUCUGCCAUUACUAGUUCAUCUUUGAUGAUCUAGUUGUUGGAUAAAUGGACCGUCAUGCGCAGCAGAACAUCAGCAUCAGUCACUUUUAACUUAUUGUAUGAUUUAAUAAGACUUUCGGGGUCUUUGAAAAUAGUCCUUAAAAGUUUGGUCCACAGAUGCAUAAUAUACUUUUAAGAUUAUAAUUUAACUUACUUUGUAUAUAAUGGAUAUUUCAUUCUAAAUGAUCAAGUCAAACAAACGUUUAUCAUCGACUAAGUAAUAUAUGGGGCCUUUUAAUUGAAUUAUAAAAAAAGUAAAGUUGAGUCUAAAAGUUGAGUCAUUUAGAAGUGUCACAAGAACUCAAACUGGAACUCAAAGCACACAUUGUCAUUAAUGUCCCAUUCUGACCAAAUGUAUUAAUAUUCUCUGAUGUCCAGUAGCCAUACCGUGGAUAAUAUGUUCUAAAAUGCUCAUCUGAUUACACAAAGUAUUCCACAGGUGUAAAUAGAUCAUGAACAUCUUGACAGAUGUUCUCACAGUAGAUGCCUAUUUAGUAGUUGGGUUAACAACAUAUUUAUCAGUACACACUACACUAACCACAGUAACACAUUGCUUACUGUGUUCAAUAGAUUCAACCAGAAUAAUUAUUACAUGUUUUGUUUUUGAGAAACCCAUUUAUUAAAUGCUUUUCCCCUGUACAUAUCUAUUUUGUCAUAUAAAGUAUUUUUUUGCGUGAACCAUUAGGCCUAUCAUCUUGUGGUUUCGUUUGAACCUCAGUUAUGAAAGGAAAUAUUCUGAAAACGUACAGGUGGUAAAAAAGGCGAUGGUUCUUAUUAUUCGUGAAAGGCCAGAAGGGGUUAUUGUACUUCAGAUUCUUGCUAUUAAGAAAUGUACGUGUCAUUUUAAUUUUUAUAUUGCUAAAUUUGUUUGAUUUCAAUGCAGUCAAUAUGUUUAUGUAUUCAUGUUAUUUUUAUAUAUUCAUUUAAACCGUAAUAAAAUGGAAAACGUAAUCGUAA